This is a messenger RNA of Necator americanus (New World hookworm), 1029 nucleotides long. RefSeq lists its product as uncharacterized. Bases 1 to 1029 code for a protein of 342 amino acids. The transcript is spliced from 10 exons. The record is from RefSeq and is a predicted model, not a curated record. NCBI's taxonomy places the organism in Eukaryota, Metazoa, Nematoda, Chromadorea, Rhabditida, Ancylostomatidae.
AUGGAAACCGUUAUUCAUUCAUCAUCUGUCGUUCUUUUUGUGAUCGUUACAGUACUUUUAUCGAAGUGGUUCAAUAAUUUGUUGGAAUGGCAACUUCAAUAUGCUGAAGAACAGGAAUCUCUUCAAAUACUUCAGCUAUUUCCAGAGCGAAAGAUAGAUGAAUUAUGUAGCGAGGAAACUUUUUAUUGUUUCGUCAUUACCGACGCGUAUAAUAACGAAACAGGACGACCUUUGGCUUUUCGACGACUUCGUUUGAAGGGACCUGAUGGAGUCUUGAUUCUAUCAAAUGCCAGACUUCUCGUACCAAAACCAAUGAGUUACAAAAAUUUGGACACAAGAAAAUGGGAGCUGGAUAAAACAACUGUUCGUCUCACAUAUGCACGUAUGAUGAUAUCUGGAAUCUUUUUUUCUGAAGGAGUCGAAUAUAACUCACCUAAAGUCAGCAAUAUCCUUAUAUUCGGAUUAGGAGGAGGAGUUAUCAACAAUUAUUUGAGUGUAAUGCCUGGACAAAAGCUAAAUAUCACUGUUGUCGAUAUUGAUCCAGUGAUGAAAACUGUAGCCGAAAAAUGGUAUGGAUUCGUGGAAACCGACAUGCAUCGUAUACUGGUUGAGGAUGGAGUCAAAUUUAUUAAGAAAGAUCAAGAUGUAAAAUACGAUGCGAUUCUUGUCGAUUUAUGCAGUAAUGAAAGAGGACCCCUUCUCUGUCCAAUCGAAGCUUUUCUUAAGGAUGAUGUAAUAUCAAAUCUUAAUUAUAACCUUGUUGACACUGGAGUUCUCAUAGUUAACAUCAUUACACCGCCAGCACUUUUUGAGGCUGUAUCUCAAAGGGUUUUGAAACGAUACGAAGAGCACUUCACUUUCUGUGUGCUGCUCCCCUCUGGAGCUCAUGAUCGUAUGUUGUUCUGUUUCAAGUAUCAUCCAUGGAAUAACGACCCGAACAGAUUACAUCAAAAUGUGCUGAGAAUGGAUCAAGAGCUCGGAUUCCACCUUAAAGACGGAGGUGUUUAUGAAACGAGUGAUAAGGAAUAA